UGUAGAAGCAUAGCCCAGGCUUGUCUCCUCGUCGGUUAGUGCAUUUUAUUGCACGACAACUAUUCAGUAGGCUAGUAUUUAGGCUAAACAAAACAACAACAAAAAAACCCCACUCAAUUCUUAACCUGCGGACAACGGCAAAUAGCGCUCUCUUGCCCUCCAGCGGUGCGUGUGCGUGACGUCACAUGAAAACUAUCAAUUGAUUUGCGUCAUCGCAUUUGGAGGCGUGGCAAUUAUCAGCUUGUGGUAUUUAACUACUAUUCAAAGUUUUGAAGAUAUAUUCUCCUACAUAACAGUACCCAAGUGUAAAAUGUCAGUCAUGUUCAAAUCUCUCAGUCGCACCUGUAAGAAGUUGAUGCUGGUGCGAUAUGCCCAGAUAGCAGCUGGCCCCUCUCCUAUCACUGAGCCAAAAAUAAAGACAUUUCAAAUUUACAGAUGGGACCCUGACACACCUGGUGACAAGCCACAAAUGCAAACCUAUGAGAUCGACUUGAACACAUGUGGUCCAAUGGUGCUAGAUGCCCUCAUCAAAAUUAAAAAUGAGAUAGACCCCACGCUCACCUUCAGACGUUCCUGUAGAGAGGGUAUAUGUGGCUCUUGUGCUAUGAAUAUCAACGGAGGCAACACUUUAGCCUGUUUGAACAAAAUAGAUACAAAUAUCAGCAAAGUAACAAAGAUAUACCCACUGCCUCAUAUGUAUGUUGUAAAAGAUCUCGUCCCUGAUAUGAACAACUUUUAUGCACAGUACAAGUCCAUUGAGCCUUAUCUUAAGAAGAAAGAUGAGUCAAAACAGGGAAAGCAACAAUACCGCCAAACAAUUGAGGACCGUCAAAAGCUGGAUGGACUGUAUGAAUGUAUUCUGUGUGCAUGCUGCAGCACUAGUUGUCCUAGUUACUGGUGGAAUGGAGACAAGUACCUCGGCCCAGCUGUGCUUAUGCAGGCCUAUAGGUGGAUGAUUGACUCUCGGGAUGACUUUACGGAAGAGCGUCUCUCCAGAUUACAGGACCCUUUCUCCCUUUACCGCUGUCAUACAAUAUUGAAUUGUACGAAGACAUGCCCCAAGGGACUUAAUCCUGGAAAAGCCAUAGCAGAAAUUAAGAAAAUGAUGGCAGUUUAUAAAGAAAAUAGAUCUCUUAGCUAACUUGAAAAUAUAGAAAUUACACUGGUUUAGAGUUUAUUGUGUUUUAAUUAUUGUAUAUUACUCAACAAAUAUACAUUUUGAACGUAUGUUGUCUGAUAGAUAAAAAUAUGUUUAUUUUAAACAGCAGAAACAGCCUUCAUUUGCAUGUGCACAACAAAAGUAGAUCUGGAAACAUCUGCACAACAUUUAUGAUGAAUUAAUAAAUUAAUAAAAGAA
Messenger RNA from Misgurnus anguillicaudatus (oriental weatherfish), 1357 nucleotides. The record is from RefSeq and is a predicted model, not a curated record. NCBI's taxonomy places the organism in Eukaryota, Metazoa, Chordata, Actinopteri, Cypriniformes, Cobitidae.